Cylicostephanus goldi is the source of this 773-nucleotide messenger RNA. The record is from the annotation of a GenBank genome assembly. Lineage: Eukaryota; Metazoa; Nematoda; Chromadorea; Rhabditida; Strongylidae.
AUGGUGGGAAUGGGACAGAAAGACUCGUAUGUUGGAGAUCAGGCUCAGUCCAAGAGAGGUAUCCUGACUCUUAAGUACCCGAUUGAGCACGGUAUUGUCGUAAACUGGGACGAUAUGGAAAAGAUCUGGCAUCAUACUUUCUACAAUGAGCUCAGAGAAGCACCCGAAGAGCAUCCCGUGCUUCUUACUGAGGCUCCGUUGAACCCCAAAAGCAACAGAGAAAAGAUGACAACAAUCAUGUUUGAGACUUUCAACGUGCCAGCUAUGUACGUAAAUAUCCAAGCUGUAUUGUCAUUGUACGCAUCUGGCCGUACUACAGGUAUCGUACUUGAUACUGGAGAUGGGGUCACCCACACCGUGCCCAUCUAUGAGGGUUAUGCACUUCCUCACGCAAUUCACCGACUUGAUCUGGCUGGUCGUGAUCUCACCGACUACAUGAUGAAAAUUCUUACCGAGCGUGCCUACACCUUUACUACCAGUGCCGAACGAGAAAUCGUUAGAGACGUCAAGGAAAAGCUGUGUUAUGUUGCUCUGGACUUUGAAAAAGAACUCUCAGUUGCUGGCUGCUCAUCCUCACUUGAAAAGAGCUACGAACUUCCCGAUGGACAAGUCAUAACCAUUGGAAGUGAGCGCUUCCGUUGUCCUGAGGUUCUCUUCCAACCUAACUUCAUUGGAAUGGAAUCAUCAGGUAUACAUGAGACUACUUACCAGUCCAUCAUGAAGUGCGACGUUGACAUCAGAAAGGUAUGGACUUUUUAUAACAAAUAUUAGUG